AUGGCUAACCAGGCUGAGGAUGAUCGAGUGGUGGAGCUCUCGCGGCUCUUCGCACAGUCACACAAGCAUCCGGGAGAUAAUGCCAUCGAAGAGCGUGCCAUCCAGGCCGCUGUGGACUUCAUACACGAACAUGGCGACGAGACACAUCUGUUCUGUAACAGAACGUUGUACAGCGCUAGCAUCCACGCGCUGGUGUUGUUUGCACUGGGAGAAGAGGAUAACGUUGCACUGGACUGGUACAAGGAGAAGCUGUGCAAGUGCUUGGACUCGUGCACCAGGUGCAUUGCUCUGUUCCACAGAGGUCGGGCGAGGUUGAUGGAGACGUUUCUCACGGAGAGGGGGAUAUGUUACAACAACGUCAACAUCCUGUCGAAGACGAUACUCCAGUGGGAGGCGACAAGGCUUACAAGCAGAUUCAGACGGCUCGUCGGUGAAAACGACAUCAAAAUGGGCGUACCAAGAGAGCUGCUCACGUGCUUUGCUGAGUGCAUGUGCGGUCCACAACUGCUGGUGUUGAAUUCAGAGCUACGAGGACUAUUUGCGCAUCUGCUGCUUCAGCUGCUGGCUUCAGAUCACUCAUUUGUGAAGACAGCGACUGUGGUGACACCUGGACUGGUGUACUUGGCAAUUGAAGGUGACGAUACUGAGAAGAAAUGGGCAUGUCAAAUGUUGAAAGACCUGGGGAGCACGGAGACACAGAUCACAGCUGCACAGGUGCAACCAGACCUGCUGGAGGAGAUAGAAAUCGAACUCAGGACAGUCGAGAUCGCUUCAAGAGACAAGGAAUUGAAGAGGGAGCGAUUCUACAGAGGAAUGUGUGCACUGUUUGAGGCCCUUGAUCAAGAUGCCAUCAUGCUCAAGGUGUUACAGAUUGGCAAAUCGAGGCCUGUGGAUGUCGAUAGAGACGAUCCAAUACUCCCCAGUAUAUUUGAGACUCUGAGGGAUCAUGUCAUGUCGUACCCGGAUCAGUCUUUACCGUACAUCUUGAGAUUCCUGGGAUUGUUGUUAGGUAAAGUCGGUGAGAAGUUCUGGUCGCAUAUAGGUCAGUACACCUUUCAGAAUAUCAUGGGUCCCAUCACCCAGAAUCCGAAUCUGAUAAAGAAUCUCAGUAUCUUGAGAGAUACACCGAGCUUUGCAGGCGAACUUAACCCUGAGGCAAGGAUAUCCGAUCUCUUGGACUGGAUUGAUAACUUUUUGUCUUCUCUAUCUACAUCUCAAAGAAUCAAAUCAGUGGAGACUUUAACCAUGUACUUGAUCACCCAAGUGGAAUCACAACAGUCGAUUCCACUCGAUGUGAAGGCAAAAAUGUUCGUAAAGGCGUGUACCAUCUUGUCAUCUGCAUUGUCACUCCCAAGUCAACUGUACAGUCCUUCUUUAACAACAGACCUCUUGGCCAGAGGCGACACCAGAGUGGUUGUUGAUACCAAACUGAUCAGAUUCUUCGACUACGGAACAUCACAGGCCAUAUUCUUCCCGGAGUAUAAUAGAGAGAAGAAUGCUCAAGUGAUGAAGUCGGCAAUUGAAGUUAUAUGUAAAGCAUUGAGAUUUGAUAUCCUUACAUUUGCUCAAAAUAGUUAUGAGAUUCAAAAGGGCAAGAAGCCAUCAACGCUCAAAUUCUCUCCACUUUUAUUAGAGGCCAUCUCGAAACAACAAUUGAACCGUCAACUAGAGAUGGCAUUCCAACUGUUAUGCUCCAUGGAAAAUGUGUCUACAAUUCUUCCAGUCGGUGCUCAUGUCGAAGAGGUAAAGAUGUUUAUGCGUUACUUAUCUCAAUUUUUUGUUAAAUUCAGUGACAUUGAUGCUAGAAAUACAAAGAUGAUUCUGUCCAAUCCAAGGAGCCUUAAGGGUUAUUGGGCCUGUGUUUUCUCUCCAGAUGAAGGUGUCUACCAAUCAGCAGUUGAUAUCUUAUAUGAAACAUUUGAUGCAGCAGGUAGAUUGGAAGGUGUCCACGACUUAUUACAAAACAAUAUCAGUUGUUGUCUUCAGGCUAUUAAUGAUAACUUGACUAACCUAAUCUUUAUUGAGUUCUACGAGCCAUGUCCUAGAGCUGUUAAAGUUCUCACUGAUGUGAUUCAAGGCUUGAACUCUCCCGUCGAUGGAAUCUUUGGUGAAAGUGAAACUUUUGAUAAGGCAACAAAGCAAUCGCUCUUUGAAUUUUGGAACAGAUGCUGGAAGUUCUUGGAUUUGAUCUACGUAGAGACCUUGAAAUGGGCAGAGAAAUACCCUGAUCUUGUGGAAUUUACAAGAGAUACCUUGGAUUUAUCCCAUGCGGUCCUAGGGUGCUUCAAAACUAUUAAGGAACUUGAUACCGACGGAGAUUCGAAAAAGGUGUUCAACGAAAUAACAAACACUUUCCCUCACAUGCUGGUUUGGCUUAGAUUGAGUGACCCUGGUUUGUUGUCUUCUUGUGUGAAGUUAAUCUUCUCAACACUUGAUAUUGCCAGUGACCUGUCCUAUAAGCUGGAUACCAACGUUAUUGAGCUGUUGGCAAAAUAUGCCUGUAAGGCUAAGAAGUUCAGUAACAGACUGACGAGUUCUCAAAGUGAAGAAAUUCUGGAAAGAGCUAAAGUUUUUGAUCCUGAGCUUGUUGACCGUGUGGUUCAAGAAACGGAGGAAAAGAAAAAGAAGAAGGAAGCAAAUGCCAUUACGGAUGCACAGUCUUCUCGUGAAAGUUCAACAUCAAGAGCUUCAACUCCAACUGGAGCACCGGUCAGAGGUCAAUUGAAGAUUGAUAACUUUGGAAGCCUUUCAAGAGUGGCACCUAUUGCUCCACCUAAACCACAAUUACCAAAGUCUCAACUUGAAUUGGCAAGAGAGAGGCUGAAUGCGAAGAAGGCUGCGCUAUCAACAGGGUCGUCACACAGAAAAACUGAACAUGAUGCUACAGAUGAAAGCGAUGAUGAUGGGGAGGAUGCGUACUCCUUGUUCAACCUCAAAAAGCCAAACCAAAAGGCAGGUGGUAUCACUGUUCUCGAAGAUAAAUGGAGUCAGCAACGUAGAAUUGCUCAAGAGAAGAAGAAAGAGGAGGAGAACAGUAGAUUGAGAUUGCAUGUUGACCUGAAAACUUUAUACAAACGGGUAUUAAUGUGGUCUUUUAUGAGAGACGAUCCGUAUCCAGAUUCUGAACUAUCCAACUUGAAGACCGUCAUAGAUAAGUUCAAAACUGCAGAUGACUACAUCAAGACAUUUGAGCCACUACUUCUUGUGGAGUGUUGGUCAGCAAUUUUAUCAGCAAAGAAUAGAGAGGACUAUAAACCAAUGAUGAUUUCUAUCGGUUCCAAAAGCUCAGUUGGUGAUUUCUUCGAGGUGUUUUGCAGCAUUAGCCGAACCCAACUCAACACCAUGGGUUUUACAGAAUCGGAUCUUGUGGUGCUAGCGUAUAGCGAUAAGGAGCUGACGUACGUACCAAAGGUAUCUGAUGUGAAGAAAUCAACUACUUCUUGUUUAGGUAAGAUUCAGGAAAUCAAGUUUGUCAAAGGAGAAAGAGCCGACAUCACCAUUAGGGUAUCUCGUACAGGAUCUCUCAACAGUUGGUUGACUCCACACAGUACUCUUUUAUUAAUGCGCAUCAUGCAAAUGACAACAAUCGAAAGAGAAUUCUCAUCCCUUCAUGGUCUACGUUACUAUAACCUGUCCAAACAGAUAUUUGAAGCAACAGCCAAUCCAUCAUCCACCAUACCUCAAAAAGAUAUUGAAAAUAUCCGUGCAACCUAUAAGGUUAAUGACUCUCAAGCCAAUGCCAUUGGCUGCUCAGUUGGCACCGAGGGAUUCUCCUUGAUUCAAGGUCCACCUGGUACUGGUAAAACGAAGACAAUUUUGGGUAUCAUCGGGUAUAUGUUGUCAACAUUCAAGGCUCCGAACGCAAUUGCUAUCCCACAAGGUCAAAAAACCAUGGACUCUCUAAAGAACUCCAAGAGCAGAAAGGUUUUAGUAUGUGCACCGAGUAACGCAGCUGUGGAUGAGUUGGUGAUCCGUAUGAAAGAUGGUAUCAUGAACUCACGUGGUGAACAAUACACUCCGAAGCUCGUUCGUCUUGGUCGUACUGACGCAAUAAACUCUGCCGUGAAAGACAUGACUUUAGAGGAGCUUGUUGAUUCUCAACUUGGAAAGCCUUCUGCAGCAUCUAACAACAUGGAUGGUCUUUUCAAAGAGCUUUCUGAAGUGAAGAAACAAAUCGAGAUAUGUAAGGCCAAAAUUGCAGACGAGAAGAACCCUGCGAGUGACGAAGUCUACAAAGAGAAGCGGGAGCUUACAAAGAAGGCCAACUUGAUCAAACAGAAGAUGGAUACGGAGAGAGAGACCCAGAAUUCUAACUACAGAAGCAGAGAGAUCAACAGAAGAAACCUACAAGCCAAAAUUUUGGGUGAAGCCGACAUCAUCUGUUCUACACUUUCAGGUUCAGCCCAUGAUAUGGUUGCUAAUUUGGGGAUCAAGUUUGACUCUGUCAUCAUCGAUGAGGCUUGUCAAUGUACUGAACUCUCUGCUGUCAUUCCAUUGAGAUAUGGUUGCAGACGCUGUAUUAUGGUUGGUGAUCCUAAUCAGUUGCCACCAACCGUGAUAUCUACUGAAGCUGCUAAUGCUCUAUACGACCAGAGUUUGUUUGUGAGAAUGGCCAAGAAUAUGAAGCCAUUGUUGUUGAACGUUCAGUACCGUAUGAAUUCUGCAAUUUCCAAGUUUUCUUCAGAAGUGUUCUAUAAUGGUGAAUUGCACGAUGGUCCUGAGAACGACCAGUUGACGAAAAGAAUAUGGCAUGAAAACUCGUUCUUCCCUCCCUUCAGAUUUUAUGAUAUCAUUGAAGGCCAUCAAAUUCAAAACCAGAAAACGUUCUCGUACACGAAUGAGAUUGAGGUUAAGAUUGCCGUUGAGUUAAUCAACACACUUUUCACUCUUUACAGGAAUGUUGAUUUCAAGAACAAGAUUGGUAUUAUCACACCAUAUAAAGAACAGAACAGGCUCUUGCAGAGGAUAUUCAUCAAUCAGUUUGGUAACAGCAUCAAGAAGGAAAUCACUUUCAACACUGUUGAUGGGUUCCAAGGUCAAGAGAAGGAGAUCAUCAUCAUGUCAUGUGUGCGUGCUGAUCCUAGCAGCAGAGGUGUUGGUUUCUUGAGGGAUUUCCGUCGUAUGAAUGUUGCAUUAACAAGAUCCAAAUGUUCACUUUGGAUUCUUGGAAAUCGUGAUUCUUUGACAAAGAACGAGCUAUGGAGGAAAUUAAUCAAUGAUGCCGAUAGCAGAGGAUGCUUCUGUGAAGCCAAACUCGGAUUC
Williopsis jadinii is the source of this 5262-nucleotide messenger RNA. RefSeq names its product DNA/RNA helicase SEN1 (gene SEN1). The annotation marks the transcript as partial. Lineage: Eukaryota; Fungi; Ascomycota; Saccharomycetes; Phaffomycetales; Wickerhamomycetaceae. Gene Ontology annotation, molecular function: transcription termination site sequence-specific DNA binding; helicase activity. The transcript has a single exon. The record is from RefSeq and is a predicted model, not a curated record. Gene Ontology annotation, biological process: termination of RNA polymerase II transcription. Gene Ontology annotation, cellular component: nuclear body.